This is a messenger RNA of Linum tenue, 3394 nucleotides long. Lineage: Eukaryota; Viridiplantae; Streptophyta; Magnoliopsida; Malpighiales; Linaceae. The record is from the annotation of a GenBank genome assembly.
AUGUCCAGCAAGGAGACGCCGCCAAACUUUGAGUUGAGUUGCGACUCUGCGAGAGGAACAAAAUGCUUUCUGGGAAGGGCGUCAAGCAUCCAAAUUAUACGAAGACGGAACCACCAUUGUUGGCUUGACUUUCCAGUUACAAAGGCCACAUCUAGGCUGCUUUGGUGCUUGGCUGUGUUGAUUGCAUUGGACCUCAUCUCCAUACGGUAUACCCCCAUGGAUCAACAGACACUUUGCUUUUUGCCACAAUGGGUUCUGGUUCUCUUGCUAAAUGGUUGUUUUGCGGAUAAGUGCAAGGAAAGCCUGAAUCGACACAAAGAAUACCUAAGAAAGCACCAGCCCAAUCUGUGCAUGUACGUCAGUAAGAGAGCAUACACCUCCCUAAGAAAGGUUGAGGUACUGUCAACGAAGAUUACCCCAGUGAAGGAGACAUCUCAAGUUGUUGAGGCUGGUGAUGCCAGUGCUGUGUAGCUUCAGUUCUUCGCAUUGUGCCAACUAUUAAAAUUCUUCCACCUCACAAUCUGCAGUUAUUAGAUGAUGAGGAUUGUUGGUCUCUGCUUGCUAAGGGCAGACUUUGAAGGGAAUGGCAGGAAAUAAUGAAGAAAUGUAAUGGCUUGCCUUUAGCUACAAAAACCACUUGUUGGAGAAUUUUGCUACAGAAUGGAGGAUGCCAAUUCAUUCAAGGUUGAGAAGAGCUCGACAUCCAUCAUAUGCAAGGGCAGAGCUCGACACUAGUAUCAUAUGGGAGGGCAUAUAUUAGAUAAACAUUUGAGAACCUUUUUGUUGUGUUUAGUGCAUGGUUUAGUCCAUUAAGCAUAUUGGGAAUGGUAGUUUCACAGCUGGUGGUCGAUUCUUGCCAGGUAAAGUUUUGAUCGAGAAAACCGUGGAUUCAAAGCUUCGUUCGUGGUAUUCGAUAGAGAAGAUGGGGGAAUGGUAGCUUCACCCAACCGCUUCUAGGUAGAAUCGUGCUUUUGACUGCAUUGAUAGCGCCGAACAAUUAUCUAGCGAUAAUUAAUCCAUGCUAGAAACUACUACUAAAUACGAAUUAAAAAGAAAGCGCCUGGUAUCGAAGUUAGAGAAGAACUUGAAAAGUUGUGUUGCCUUUUAAUUAAUAGAGCAAGCAGCUCAUCAGCUCGCCAUUCCAUGCCCUUUGGUACAAAACUGUAUCACAUUCCUGGGACCAAUCUUCUCUUCUUUCUCCAACUCCCAUGCCUCGAUCUCUCUCUUUCUCUUCCUCAUUGUUGCUCAGCAACAAUAUCAUAUAUUUCACUGGGUGCUGCUGCUUUAGCACAUCACAGAAUGAACUUCCGAUGAACCCCUGUUUGAUUUGAUUGCUGGCUACCGUUUUCUGGAAACAUGUUCCCACCAUUGCUGAUCUUGGUCAUCCUCUGCAACACUCUUCACCUCUCAACUUGCCAUUCUCAUUCUCCUCCUCCUCCUCCUCCUCCACCACCUUUACACUGCAACGAGACAUGCGGGGAACUCCCGAUUCCUUUCCCCUUCUCCCUCAACUCCUCCUGCGCUGCUUCUCCCUCAACAACAGCAUUCAGUCUCACCUGCUCCAACUCCACCGCGCUUUUCCUCACCAUCAACGCCGACAAAUACAGAGUCCUUCAAUUCUUCCCGGACGGGGUCCUCGUAGAUUUCCCUGCAUCCACUUGCCGCCAGUACUACAACCUCAACGCCUUCCCUUUCGCCGGGAACCGCUACUUCGGGAUAUCGGAAGAGAACGUCGUCGGGCUAUACGAUUGCGACGAUUCCUCGCUGUGCAAGCCUGGUUGCGAGACGAUCGAUUACCCCGGCUGCGACGGGGACAGCAACGGCUCCCCUGCUUGCUGCUACCCUCUCUCCGAUCGCAGUUCCUGGGAUUUGGGAGAUGGGUUCAAUGUCUUCUCCAAGUUUGGAUGCAGGGGAUUCACCUGCUGGGUCGUCCCUAGAGGGGCUGGCGUUGGGAAGCGCGGGGUCAAAUUGGAAUGGGCUCUCCCUGGCAAUUCGUCGAGCAGGUUGUGUGCGUCCGAUGCGGAUACGGUCAAUGCCACCACUGUCCAAGGGGGGCUAAGGUGCGUGUGCCGAGACGGGUUCGUCGGCGAUGGAUACGCCGGCGGCUCAGGUUGCUUGAGAACUUGUGUUAAGGAUGGCCGAGAAGCUCGUGGCGGCGACUGCUUGACCAGACGGCGGAGCGGGAAGAUGGUCUCCAUUUUAGCCGGAGUUCUGGGACCAAUUUUCGUCGUUGCGACGUUAACUGCGUUGCUCUGCUUGCUAAAGCGUCCUACAAACGGCCGGACGAACGAGCCAAACAACAAGGACAAAUUGCAGACCACAUUGUCCUUCAGAAAGCCCUGGACGACCCGUUCCUUCACCUACAGGGAGCUCGAGGAAGCUACCAAAUGCUUCGACGACGGCCAGAAGCUGACCGACGCAACUUCGAGCGGCGCAAUCUACGCCGGCCUGCUCGCCGACGGCUUGCCGGUGGCGGUUCACAAGGUGGAAUGCCGGGACCAGCGAGAUCUGAGCCAGGUCCUCUCGCGAAUCGAAGUCCUCUCCGCCGUCUUCCACCGAAACAUGGCUCGAAUAAUCGGCUGCUGCAUCGACUGCGGCUACACCCCGCUGGUCGUCUACGAGUUCCCCGGGAACGGCACCGUGGAGGAACACUUGCGCCGCCGCGAAGCCGGCGGCCUCGAUUGGUACCAGAGGCUGAGCAUCGCCGCGGAGACGGCGAGCGUGCUCGCCUUCCUGCAGCAGGAAGUUUCUCCCCCGAUUUUCCACCAUAAUCUCAGAUCCGCGUGCCUGUUCCUCGACGAUUGCCACUCGGUCCGGGUCGCCGGCUUCAGGCUCCACAUUGGAUCCGAGAUCGGCGGCGGGGGGAUUGUGCACCGGAGCGACGUCUACGAGUUCGGUUUGCUGCUGCUGGAGAUGGUGGCCGGGACGAAGAGCAGGGAGCUGCCUGCGGCGGCGAUGCAGAGGAGCGGGAAGGUAGAGGAGAUUGUGGAUCCGAAUCUGUACUACCACGAGCAAACGGCGUUCCGGCGGGAGCAGAUCGAGGCGGUGGCGGAUCUGGCGACGAGGUGCUGGCUGUUCGGCCGGGAAGGGAAGAUCGGGAUAGCGGAAGUUGCCAAGGAGCUGGUUCACAUCGCCAAGGAGAGCGGCGACGGCGGGAGCAGGAGAGGGCCGGCGCUGGAGGAGACAUUCUCCAAUUCCAGCUUACUUCAGAUGAUUUCAAUGUCUCCCGAUUCCAUUUAUGUGCAUUAAGCUUGGUCUUACUCGUAUCAUCGUCGUCUAUGGGUCCGCCGCCUGCCUGCUACUUGCUGCUUAUUUUAUUUGUUUCUUCUUCACUUUGAUCAGUAAUGUACAGCAACGAUUUGAGGGUUGUUGUUGAUGGUCACUUAAGUUAGGG